AUGCCUUGGUGGGGACGAACACCAGAUCCGUCCGAGUCGAAGACUGCGACAGACGCUCAAAAGACAGCCAAUUCAACUGAUGGCGCCUCAUUCAACCCCGAUAAGCUCCCCGACGCUCGAAAGCUUCCCAGGUCGCUCCAAAAGAUCGUGGAUGAGUCAGACAAGGACAGCAGCUACUUCGACGAUGUAGCCGAGGGAUAUGGCCGAGACUCAACAGAGUCUAACGUACGAUAUGCCGCCUACGCAACGAGGAUCCGGACUAUAAUGCUCUCGGCGCAUCGAUACGUUGCAUACACAUCCGACAUUGGGGAAUCCUUCCGCCCAGUUGCCCAUAAAAAUCUUGUACGGGGUGCCUAUGGUAUUUCAUGGAUCUAUAUCUUGGGUGAUGUGUCCCAUGAGGGGUAUAGGGCGUACUGGAGCAACCAGCGCACACUCAACCCCGCAUUACAACUCACUGCCGACCAGCAGAAGUGGUCCGGAUUAGAAGCUGCUGUCGCUAGCCCUGGACCGGCAGGCACCGUUUCGCCUCUGGAGGAUUGGCGCACGGUCAUGGUCCAACGAGGCAUCUUCCAAAGUGUUGCUAGUAUGGGUCUGCCGGCUUUCACAAUCCACAGCGUUGUCCGCUACUCGGGGCGAGCCAUGAAGGAUUUGAAGAACAAGACGUUGAGAACCUGGGGGCCAAUCGGACUUGGCCUUGCAGUUGUACCAUUCUUGCCUAGGAUGUUCGACGAGCCUGUGGAGAACGCGGUUGAAUGGAUAUUUCACAAAGGGUUUGAGGCCUACGGAGGAAAGGCGGCUGUUGGAGAUGCGCCAACGAUGGGAAGAGAGGAUCUGUUAGGCAAAAAGCCAACUGAUCGGGAUCUGUGA
Molecule: messenger RNA, 867 nt
Organism: Clonostachys rhizophaga
Lineage: Eukaryota; Fungi; Ascomycota; Sordariomycetes; Hypocreales; Bionectriaceae
Source: the annotation of a GenBank genome assembly